Rattus norvegicus (Norway rat) is the source of this 3845-nucleotide messenger RNA. Its product is annotated as vomeronasal type-2 receptor 116-like. Lineage: Eukaryota; Metazoa; Chordata; Mammalia; Rodentia; Muridae. Gene Ontology annotation, cellular component: plasma membrane; membrane. The record is from RefSeq and is a predicted model, not a curated record. Gene Ontology annotation, molecular function: G protein-coupled receptor activity. Gene Ontology annotation, biological process: G protein-coupled receptor signaling pathway.
GGGAAUAACAUUUGAAAUGUAAAUAAGAAAUACCCAAUUAAACAUAAAAAUCAAGAUGCAACAACCUCUACCACAACAAUCAGAUUUGUAUGUUAAAUUUUCAAUACAAAAUACAUCCAAACAAUAAACUUACAAACAGUUGAUAAGGAUAUAAGCUGCCAGCCUAGAAAAUAUAAAUUUGAUUACAGAAAUCCAUCCCAUCUACCUUGACAAUUCAAGACCACCCAGAGGCAGAUCACUCUUCUCUGUCUCCAUCUUGAUUUUUCUCUCUUCUUUUUCUCUCCCACCUUAUUUUUUUACUGUACAAUCAUGGCAUUGACCUAACUGGUACCAGCCCUCUCCUAUCUAUAGAAAUCAACCUAUAUAUCAGACAUGCAUCUGUCUUCUUGCAAUGUAAUCCAAGACAAUACCAUUUCAAAACAUAUACCAACUAGGCAUACAAAUAUAUGUUAUAUAAUAAUAUCAGCAAUAAAAUUCUCUCUCAUAAAUGACAGGUAUAUUCUUUUAUUCCUUUAAAGAAAACACAUAAAAUUAUUCUCAACCAUCUUAUUGAGGUAUGAACAUACAUCAAAGAGAAAAAUAUUUACCAAAUGUCAUUGAGUGUCAAGAACUGAUUAUCAGGCAAGAGAUCAGCAUUACAACCCAUUAAAUGUCUGCAUAGGAAUUGAUAUUGUCAGGAUGUACGUUGAAUCUGUAUGAUUCCAGGAAUUAUUGGAUUUAGCAUAAGGACAUAUUCUCCAGAUCACAAGAAUUAUGAGAAGCUUAAGGGGAUUUUGUGAAAAUGCUCAACUCCUGCCUCAAUGUUGAAUGUGAAACUUCCCUUCCCUAAACCAGAGAAUGAAAGACAUAAUGUUCCAUGAUUCAACUCAAAGUCCAAAUGAUAUGGAACAUUUAUAACUUCUCAACUCUUGUCUUACUAUAAAAGUUCUGAGGAAAUCUAUUGGGUUCAUAAAUAUUGCUGUUGACACAUGGUCUGAUGAAGGCUGUUCAAGAGAAAAUUGCCCUUUCAAAUAUUUAUGGCAUGGAUGUUAAUGAAAUCAUGGCAGCUGUGGAUGGAGAACAUUAUCUUCAAAACAUGUUUUUGGAAAUGUUUUGAUCAAAAGUUUUCAGACCUCAGAUGUAGAGCUUGAGGCCAGAAUUUUUCCAUUGUAUCCAGGGAGCAGAACAUAUGAUGAACGGAAAGAAACUGUUGAAUAUAAUUAAGUGGAUCGCCCGUCAGCAGAAGCCUUAAAAUAUACAAACUGGUGUAAAUGUGUGUGUUAUGUUUGCCUGCAUAAGAAUCAGGUUUCACAAUUGCUCCAUGCUAGAUCCUAGCAGACAUGAAGAAGCUGUGUGCUUUCACUAUUGGCUUUUUUUCCCUGCAGUUUUGUCUCAUUUUGAGCAGUUUGACUGAACCCAAUUGCUUUUGGAGGAUAAAGAAGAGAGAAAUUAAUGAUGGAGAUUUGCAAAAUGACUGUGGUUUUGUCCUUUUUACACUUGAGAGCCCUAUUGAAGAAAAUUUUUAUAAUCACAUUAUUAAUUUUAGGAUACCAGCAAGAAAAUAUGAAUUUUUUCUGGUAAUGUUUUUUGCUACUGAUGAGAUAAACAAGAAUCCUUAUCUUUUAUCCAACAUGUCUUUGAUAUUUUCCUUCAUUUUUGGUAUGUGUGAAGAUACAAUGGGAGUUCUGGAUAAAGCAUAUUUACAUCAAAACAACUAUUUCGAUCUACUUAAUUAUAACUGUGGAAGGAAGAAACGUUGUGAUGUAAAACUUACAGGACCAUCAUGGAAAACUUCCUUAAAACUUUCAAUUAAUUCACGGGCACCAAAGAUUUUCUUUGGACCAUUUAAUCCUAACCUGAGUGACCAUGACCAGUUUCCCUAUAUCUAUCAGAUAGCAACCAAGAACACAUAUUUGCUCCAUGGCAUGGUCUCCUUGAUGUUUCAUUUUGAAUGGACUUGGAUAGGACUGGUCAUCACAGAUGAUGACCAAGGUAUUCAGUUUCACUCAAACUUGAGAGAAGAAAUACAAAGGCAUGCGAUCUGUUUAGCUUUUGUGAUUAUGAUCCCAGAAAGCAUUCAGUUAUACAACACAAAGUUUAAGAUUUAUGACCAACAACUUAUGACAUCUUCAGCAAAGGUAGUUAUCAUUUAUGGCAAAAUGAUCUCCACUCUAGAACUCAGCUUUGCAAGAUGGGCAUAUUUAGUUGCACGGAGAAUCUGGAUCACAACCUCACAAUUGGAUUUCAUCACAUAUGAUAAAGAUUUCAGCCUUGAUUUCUUCCACGGGACUGUCAUUUUUGCCCAGCACCACAAUGACAUCGCUAUAUUUAGAAAUUUUAUGCAAACAAUAAACACAUCCAAGUAUCCAGUAGAUAUUUCUCAGUCUAUGGGGCAGUGGAAUCAUUUUAACUGUUCAAUCUCAAAGAACAAGAAGAAAAUGGAUUUUUUUAUGUUGAAAAACCCAUUGGAAUGGUUAACACAGCACACAUUUGACAUGGUCCUGAGUGAAGAAGGUUACAAUUUGUAUAAUGCUGUGUAUGCUGUGGCCCACACCUAUCACGAACUCAUUUUUCAACAAGUAGAGUCUCAGGAAAUGACCAAACCCAAAGGACUAUUCACUAACUGUCAGCAGGUGGCUUCUUUGCUGAAAACUAGGGUAUUUACUAACCCUGUUGGAGAGUUGGUGAACAUGAAUCAUAAGGAAAAUCAGUGUGCCAAGUAUGACAUUUUCAUCAUUUGGAAUUUUCCAAAAGACCUUGGAUUAAAAGUGAAAAUAGGAAGCUAUUUUCCUUGUUUGCAACAGAGUCAACAACUUCAUAUAUCUGAAGACUGGGAGUGGGUCACAGGAGAUAUAUUGGUUCCCUCCUCAGUGUGUAGUGAGACAUGUACUGCAGGAUUCAGAAAAAGUAAUCAGAAACAAACAGCCGACUGCUGCUUUGAUUGUGUCCAGUGCCAAGAAAAUGAGAUUGCCAAUGAUACAGAUAUGGAGCAGUGUGUGAGAUGUCCAGAUUAUUCAUAUGCCAACUUAGAACAAACCGAGUGCCUCCAAAGAGUUGUGACAUUUCUCGCUUAUGAAGAUCCAUUGGGGAUGGCUCUAUGCUGCAUGGCCCUGUCCUUUUCAGCCAUCACAAUUCUAGUACUAGUCACUUUUGUGAAGUACAGGGAUACUCCCAUUGUGAAAGCCAAUAACCGUAUUCUCAGCUACAUCCUGCUCAUAUCUCUAGUCUUCUGUUUUCUCUGCUCAUUGCUCUUCAUUGGACAUCCCAACCAGGCCACAUGCAUCCUGCAGCAGGCCACGUUUGCAAUAUUUUUCACAGUUGCUAUUUCUACUGUGUUGGCCAAAACAAUAACUGUGGUCACAGCUUUCAAGCUCACUACUCCAGGGAGAAGGAUAAGAAAGAUGAUGAUAAAAGGGGCAACUAACUUGCUCAUUCCCAUUUGUACCCUAAUCCAACUUGUUCUCUGUGGAAUCUGGUUGGUGACAUCUCCUCCAUUUAUUGACAGAGAUAUACAAUCUGAACAUGGAAAGAUAAUCAUCACUUGCAACAAAGGCUCAGUCAUUGCCUUCCACGUUGUCUUGGGAUAUUUAGGCUCCUUGGCUCUGGGGAGCUUCACUGUGGCUUUCUUGGCUAGGAACCUUCCUGACAGAUUCAAUGAGGCCAAGUUCCUAACAUUCAGCAUGUUGGUGUUCUACAGUGUUUGGAUCACCUUCCUCCCUGUCUACCACAGCACCAGGGGGAAGGUUAUGGUCGUUGUGGAGGUUUUCUCCAUCUUGGCUUCUAGUGCAGGGUUGCUAGGGUGCAUAUUUAUCCAAAAGUGUUAUGUUCUUUUACUUCGACCAGAUUUAAAUGUUCUUCAGAAAUAA